Molecule: messenger RNA, 2615 nt
Organism: Poecile atricapillus (Black-capped chickadee)
Lineage: Eukaryota; Metazoa; Chordata; Aves; Passeriformes; Paridae
Gene: TDRD5
Product: tudor domain containing 5
Exons: 10
Coding region: 70-1848 (592 amino acids)
Biological process (GO): spermatogenesis
Source: RefSeq, a predicted model, not a curated record
CAUCUCCCUGCCGCUCCUCCCCAGCCCUGAGGCAGCGGAAGCACAGAGGCGUCGAAGCAGGCACAGCUGAUGGAGGUGCUGAAGAAGGAGGUGAGGGCGAUGCUGAUAGCUGCCAAAGCAGGCUUGACACCAGAGCAGCUGGAGGAGCAGUACAUGGCCAUGGUCUGCAAACCUCUCCCUCUGCGUGACCUGGGCUUCCAGUCCACCUUGGAGCUGGUGACACAAAUGCCUGAAGUUGUCCGAAUCUGUUCUUCUAAGAAUGGCAGUUUAAUCCUCAAAGCCAUUGCUGAUGACUCCACCAAAGGGAUUGCCAAGCUGGUUGCCAACCAGAAAGUAAAGAUACGGAAGGCAUCAAAGAAAACUUAUACAAAGGCAAAUGCUACUUUUCCCACUAAGAACUCUAAGAAUCCACAGAGUUUCCAAACUCUGAGUGCUGGGACUCCUGUCCUGCCAGCAGCAGUGAAGGCUGAGCUGCAGGACCUGCUGAGCUCCUCACCGCUUCUGCUCGCGGACUUGGACAAGGCCUUCCUCAGACGCUUUGGCCGGGCGUUCCAGUACAGGCAGUACGGAUUUUUGUCCAUGUUUGAAGUCCUCAGGAGUAUGUCUGAUUCCAUUGUCAUUGAGCAGACAAAGGCAGGUUCCUUGCUGGUCCUGAGGAAGUACUUGGCAAGCAGGAUAGAACAGGAGGAGGUACCUCAGGGUGAGGCUGAGGAGGAAGAGGUGCCUCAGGGUGAAGCUGAGGAGGAAGAGGUGCCUCAAGGUGAAGCUGAGGAGGAAGAGGUGCCUCAAGGUGAAGCUGAGGAGGAAGAGGUGCCUCAAGGUGAAGCUGAGGAGGAAGAGGUGCCUCAAGGUGAAGCUCAGGAAGAAGAGAUGCUGCAAGCAGCAUCUGCAGCUAAGAUGCCUCCUUUAGAACCCAUCCACGAGACAGAGAGCUUCUACCAGGCAGCACUUCCAAUGGAUUCGGAGCCGGUGCAAGCUCAAGCAGUAGAUUUGGAUGAUCACCUCAAACGACAUCAAGGUUUUGAGCAGUCUCCACCGAGUCCAGAGAUCCCUCCAGAUGCUGUUCAGGACAGAAGCCUUUGCAGUUUGCCACCUCUGAAGAGAAAGUGCUUGGUGGGAGUCAUUGUGGAAUUCAUCGUCUCUCCUAGCCAGUUCUACAUCCACGUCUGCAGCAGGGAAGCAUCCUAUAAACUGCAGGAUCUGAUGUUUGAGAUGAGACACGUUUACUCACAUAAAGUUGCUUCUGAUAAAUACAUCAUGCCCGAGUCUGCAGUGCGGCCUGGGCAGCUCUGCUGUGUCAUGGUCUCCAAGUGGUGGUACCGUGUGAUCAUCCACCGUGUGGUCAAUGACCAGGAGGUAGAGGUGUUCUAUGCAGACUAUGGACACCUCCAAAUUGUCCAGAAGUCCUGGCUGAGAUUCCUCAAGUGGCACUACUUGAAGCUCCCUGCUCAGGCCAUCCCAUGUUCCUUGGCAUGGGUAAAACCCGUGGAGGGCACGUGGUCCAGUGCAGCAAUUCUCCUGUUCAAGCAUCUCUGUCGCUUCAAGGAACUUGUGGGCAUCGUUGAUGAAUACGUGGAUGGUGUUCUGUACCUCUUCCUGUGUGACACAUCCACCAAGGAGGAUGUCUACUUCCACUCUGUCUUGAGGGAUAUGGGAUAUGCUGAUGUCUGUGGAGAGAACAUCCCUUCCCAGGAAUUUGAGGAACUGAAUCCUUCAGCCUUGUAUGUUCAGCCCAGUGGAAAGCAGGGGAAUGCUGGAAUGGUGGAGCCAGACCUUCACUUGCAGCAGGAAUCUCAAGAUGCAGACAGUGAAACAGCAACCUCGAAGCUGGAUGGGGCUGAGCUGUGACCAGAUGAAGAAAACAUGAAGACCAAGACCUUCCCAGGAGUCUCAUGGUUGGCCUCUGCGGUGCUUUGGGCUCUGUGACCAAGGGCCACCUCAGGAACUGUGUGUCCCUCCUGCCCUGCCCCCUGCAGUGUUGGCAGCUGCAUGAUUGGCCACUUCUCAUGCCUAUUUCCAGUGGCAGCCCAGCCUGAGAAGGAAGGUGUGGUAAGAGGGGAGAAGCUGGAGCUGCUGCCAGGGAAGGCUGUCUGGAGCAGCACAGGCUCUUUGUCUGACUUUUUUUAUGAUCUCUCUGUAUGUUUUGUUGUUUUUUUUUUUUGUUCAGAAACAUUUAAUCCCUUGUGAAAACCUGGAGUGUGAUGUCUCAGGUGUGCCCAGCAUGUGUGAUAAAUGUUAGUUUUACUUUCAGGAAAGUAGUUUGGUUUUGUUGUACCAGUGGUGUACUGAGUUACUGCUCUUUAAUAUAAUGGUUCAGGAGAACAUCCAAGUGUCAUAUUGUGUUACGUAUCCUUUAAGUUUAGGAGAGGGAAACUGGCUGCCCAUCCCUCCCUGCUUCAGUGCAUGAGCUGUUUUGACAUUUUGUGGGGAUGUGGUUUUGGUUUUCAACACAGUAGCUGCUCUUCAUACUCCUUGCUCUGAGGAGAGCUGAAGAAACCUCCUUCCUCAAGAAGAAGAUGCUGUGAUUUGUUCAGUGUCGUGUGUACAAAGUGUCAGGAAUUUCACCUUAAAGAUACAGAAUAAAAUUUGUAAGGAAUCCGGUGAGAGAGAGCCUG